This is a messenger RNA of Coccinella septempunctata (seven-spotted ladybird), 635 nucleotides long. Its product is annotated as transmembrane protein 234 homolog. The record is from RefSeq and is a predicted model, not a curated record. The transcript has 4 exons. Lineage: Eukaryota; Metazoa; Arthropoda; Insecta; Coleoptera; Coccinellidae. Bases 55 to 447 code for a protein of 130 amino acids.
AGAGCACCUAACCUAACCUAACCUAACUUCAGAGAUUUCAAAUCAAUCAAUGCAAUGUUUGAAAUUGGCGCAUUGGUUACUGUUGCUUUGUUGUGGGGAUGUACAAAUCCGAUUUUGAAGCGGAAUUCUACAAAGAUAGUAGAAAUUAAGUCGACUUCAAAAAUUCAGAAAUUCUACUUGGAAGUUAAAUAUCUAUUCACUAAUCUUGAUUAUAUGAUACCAUUCAUUGUGAAUCAAUUGGGGUCUGUGAUAUAUUUUAUAGCUUUACAAAAUAUUGAUAUAUCACUUGCUCUACCUGUUUCUAAUUCAUUGACAUUCGUCUUUACUGCAAUAAUGGGUUGGAUAUUAGGAGAGGACCUACCUAAGAGAAAUGUAAGUCUGGGUAUUCUGCUGAUAUUCAUUGGUACUGCUUUAUGUUCUUAUGCUAAACAGCCAUAUAGUAACUAAAGGAUAAUAAGGAAGAAAAAAAACAUUUUUGGAUUCAUGAUAUUGACUAUUUGGAUACGAUACAAAGAAGUUGUGAUAAAUAUAUAUUAAAUAUUUUAAAACUAUCUAUACAAUACACUAUGACUUGUAACACAUUACUUGAUACAAUUUAAAUACUUUACAUUAAAUAAAAAUAUCAGUUUUUUCUA